AUGUUAUAUAUUUAUUUUAUUAAUAUGUUGCUAGCAGAACAACAUUCUCAGUAUACAGAAACACCAUCUGAUACAAUAAGAUACAUACCGGGUGCUACAAAUGAAAUUGUAGGUGUACAUGGACUAAAAGCUGUUGAAGAUGGAAUAAUUUUAAGACGAUCACUAGACCAAGGAGGCAUUGUGUAUUUCUUAGAAGAUAAUAAAUACCCCGAAUGGAGCUUUAGCUACACUAUUACCGAUAUUAAUCUUAAUUUUCCUGAAGAAGGCGGUGUGUACUUAUGGUACACUUCUCACGAUCAAGAACCAGGAGAAUUUAGAGGAGGAAGUGGAACAUUCCACGGUUUAAUGGCAGGUAUAGAAUUCAAAGGUGCUAGCCCCGAGCUAGUUUUCGCUUUUAACAACGGAGAAAACUUGGAUGAUAAAGUGCACAUUAACCUUUACCGUGAUUCAUUCAGUCCCGACAGACUUAAAGGCGUAAAAAAUCUAACAGUAAAAAUUAUAGUUACAAAAAAUAAUUUUAAAAUUGAGUUGUACAACAAAGAUAAGAUAUUAUACGAUAGUAUGAGACUUGUAUCAAUUCAACCGCACAUUAUUCUAGGUACUGAUAAUAGAUUUUCAUUGACAUCUUAUUACAAUUAUACUUCUGCUGAAAAAGCAUUUAAAUUAAUUGGUGCACAGUUGUAUAAACGAGAAGAACAUGAAAAUUAUGAUGCCGAUAAAAUACACGCAGAAAAUGUUAGUAAUACACCCAUGUCUCCCGAUGACAUAAUGCAUCCCGAUAAAGAAAUGAGACAUUUUAUCGCUAAUUUCUCGCAUUUUAUGCAAUAUGCAAGAUCUGUUCUUGGCGAAACUGACGAUCCUAGUAUUAGACACUACUCUAAUAAAAUUAUUGAAAAAAUUGACAGUAUAGCAAAAAAGCAAGAUAAAUCUAUUAAUAAUGAUCUAAAUCAACAUAUUAAUAGUAGGGUUAAUGAUAUGGAUAUUAGAAUACAAGGAAUACAAAAAGAUAUAUUUGAUAUUUUACAUUUACUAAAACAUAGCGAACAGAAAAAACAUACAUCGAUAAGUUUUACGACUUUAGGGCUUUUUGUAAUAGGAGGUGGAGUAUUAUUAAUUUUAGGAUUAAAAGAAUACAAUAACUGGAUACAUCAUGGUAAAAAAAAUUAA
Molecule: messenger RNA, 1167 nt
Organism: Vairimorpha ceranae
Lineage: Eukaryota; Fungi; Microsporidia; Nosematidae
Product: threonyl-trna synthetase
Exons: 1
Coding region: 1-1167 (388 amino acids)
Source: RefSeq, a predicted model, not a curated record